Messenger RNA from Talaromyces proteolyticus, 1056 nucleotides. RefSeq names its product trihydroxytoluene oxygenase. NCBI's taxonomy places the organism in Eukaryota, Fungi, Ascomycota, Eurotiomycetes, Eurotiales, Trichocomaceae. Gene Ontology annotation, cellular component: mitochondrion. The record is from RefSeq and is a predicted model, not a curated record. Gene Ontology annotation, biological process: L-methylmalonyl-CoA metabolic process. Gene Ontology annotation, molecular function: methylmalonyl-CoA epimerase activity. The coding region runs from base 1 to 1056 and encodes 351 amino acids. The transcript is spliced from 5 exons.
AUGGCUACCACCGUCCUUCCAAACCACGGCGCCUCCGUGCCCGACGUCGUCGCAAUCGGCGAUGAGGCAGAAGACCUCUCCAGCUGGCAGAAACGCUCCGCCAUCAACAAGGAGAACCAAAUCCGGCUGGUGAAGCUGGCGCAUAUGCGGUAUCAGCAUCCGGAUCUGGAGCAAAUUACCACUUUUCUCAUCGACUUUGGAAUGCGAAUCGCCUGCAGAACCGAUAAUGAGAUCUGGUUCCGCGGAUACGGCAGCGAUCAGUACGUGUACUACGCCUGCAAAGGGCCGAAGAAAUUCCUCGGCGGGACUUUUCAAGUCGAGUCUUACGAAGAUUUGGAGAGAGCAGCAAAGCUCCCAUCAGCCGCCGAGAUCCGUGAAAUGAAAGAUGCACCUGGCGGCGGCUACAUCCUAACCCUAACCGACCCGGAUGGAUUCCCUGUAAAUCUCAUGUUCGGCCAAACACCCGCUGCGACGGGCGCGUACCCUGAGAAACUAACCCUCAAUUAUGAGGCUGAGAAGGCCCGCAAGCUCAAGUUUCAGCGGUUUAAGCCUGGUCCGGCGGCCGUGCACAAACUUGGCCAUUUCGGCGUCUGUACCCAGAACUUCACCGAAAUGGUAUCCUUCUACACGACCAAUUUCAACAUCGCCCCAACCGACUUUCUAUACGUCACCAGCCCGGACGGUAAGAAGAAAAACGUCGCGCUGUUCGCGCAUAUCGACCGCGGAGAGGAGCUCGUCGACCACCACUCCUUCUUCAUCACUAGCAACGCAACUAGCCAUGUCCACCACUGCUCGUUUGAGGUCCACGACUAUGAUACCCAGAACCUGGGCCAUCAGUGGCUCGCCCAAAAGGGGUAUGAGUCUGUGUGGGGCGUUGGCCGGCAUAUUCUCGGUUCCCAGAUUUUUGAUUACUGGUGGGAUACUACUGGUAAUAUGAUUGAGCAUUAUGCAGAUGGGGAUUUGGUUAAUGAGAAAACGCCUAUUGGGUAUGGGCCGGCGGGAGAUGAGUCGUUGGCUGUUUGGGGCCCGGAGGUGCCGGGGUGGUUUUUGCAGUAG